UUCUUUUUAGGGCUCUUAGUCCAGAGAGAGGAGAGCGCUUGCGAAGGAGAAUUCUUGUCAAGGAUUUGGCUCCAAGAUCUAGAGACCGGGAAAAUCCUUUCUUUUCCGCUGAGAGAUACCAUGACGCUCGAUUUCCAACACAAGCUACAUAAGCUCCACGGCGGGGGUAACUCUCGCCGCCCUGGACGGGGGAGCAUGGCGGUGUGCCUCAGGAAGUUCCUGCGCUUCCUCAAUUACUUCGUCAUGAUCGGCGCCAUCGUCUCCGUCGCGGCGAUCGUCGCCAUCCGGCUGAGUCCAACGUGGGCGGGCUGGGGAUUCAUCCUCGUCGCCGCGCUCACCUUCCUCUCGGGGCUCUUGGGCUGCUUCCCCUUCGACAGCUGCUUCUCAUACCACUUCCUGGCGCUGGGCCUCUCCAUGGGCGGCCUUGGAUCCGGCUCCCUGGCGCUUUUCAUCAAGCAGGAGCUAGUCGAGCAGCACCUCAAGUCCAAGCGGAGCGUCGAUAACACGAGAAUUCUCAUGCGGGUCGACGCCAUCCUCUUCAUGAUCAUGCUGUGCGUCCAGAUGAUGGUCCUGGUGCUGGCCUUCAUCGUCCACCACUGCAGCUACGAGAACUUCUACGAGGAUCUCGAGUCCAAGAACGCGCACAGGGCCCAGGAGCUGGCCAAGGUCCAGGAGGAGGCCGAGGCUCGCUCUGCCAAGGCCAACGACAGCCAUGCCGCGGAGCUCAACCGGAAGAUGCGAGAGAAGUAUGGCAAGUGGACGCAGGACGGAGAUUUCAGCGACCGAAAUGCCACACCACCGGAGGCUGACAAAGUCUAGUGUCAAGAAGGUGACGAAGUCUCAUCCCUGGUGUGCUCGCUCACUCUAGAAUCUCCCUACAAGCUGAAUGAAACGCUAGUUUCGUCACGAAAACAAUCCUAGCUACAGAAGUACGUACGAAUAGUGGAUCUUCGUAAUAAACUUUCAGGAGCUCUUGGAACUUCUACGA
Selaginella moellendorffii is the source of this 988-nucleotide messenger RNA. RefSeq lists its product as uncharacterized. The coding region runs from base 121 to 819 and encodes 232 amino acids. The transcript has 3 exons. Lineage: Eukaryota; Viridiplantae; Streptophyta; Lycopodiopsida; Selaginellales; Selaginellaceae. The record is from RefSeq and is a predicted model, not a curated record.